Molecule: messenger RNA, 975 nt
Organism: Schistocerca serialis cubense
Lineage: Eukaryota; Metazoa; Arthropoda; Insecta; Orthoptera; Acrididae
Product: trypsin-like
Exons: 7
Coding region: 1-975 (324 amino acids)
Biological process (GO): proteolysis
Molecular function (GO): serine-type endopeptidase activity
Source: RefSeq, a predicted model, not a curated record
AUGUUCAGAGAAAGAAACUUAGCUGUGGGGAAACGGUGCUUAUAUGUGCUGGAACGUCGCUGCGAGUUUGCUCUUGAAGACAGUAGUAUGAAGGUAUCCCCAGCUUUCCCGAUUGACAGCGUCACAGUGGCGCCAAUACAGCUGCCAGAAAAGGAUGAGGACGUUCCAGACAAUGCCAACGUCACGACCAUCGGCUGGGGAAAACAUUGGUACUUUGGACAGAUUCAAGAUGGCCUGCGCAAAGUGGACAUACACAUAUGGCAGCAGUGGCUGUGUGAGUCCGUGUGGCAUGACAUCAAUUACAACGUCCACCCUACGCAGAUCUGUGCAAUUCGUUUCAAGAAUAACAAGCACUACGACGCCUGCACUGUAAGUAAACGACGAGCUGGUGGUGAAAACAGCGAGGACACGUACGAGGUGCUAGCUGGUACCAACAGCGUCACCGAAGGGGGUACCAGACACACAGUGACAGACAUCAGUUCUCACGAGGGAUACAACGCCAGUGAUUCCUGGGUCAACGACAUUGCCGUAUUGAAGGUAUCUCCAGCUUUUCCAAUUGAUGGCGUCACGGUGGCGCCAAUUCAGCUCCCGGAGCAGGGAGAGGAGGUUCCAGACAGCGCCACCGUCACGGUCAUUGGGUGGGGAAAACUGUGGUACUUUGGACCGUUUCCAGAUGGCCUGCUCAAAGUGGAUGUACGAAUAAUGCAGCAAUGGCUGUGCGAGUCUGUGUACGCUGACAUCAACAGCAGCAUCUACCCUACACAGAUCUGUGCAAUUCCUUUCGAGGACGGCACGUACUACGACGCCUGCAGUGGUGAUGGAGGGGGUCCGCUGCUCUACGAAGGAAAGGUUGUGGGGCUGGUGUCUUGGGGAUACUACUGUGGUGAGCCUCCCUACCCCUCAGUCUACAUACGUGUCUCCAGCUAUGUGGACUGGAUCACUGAGAGGACAAAUGGCUCACAGCUGUAUCACUAG